AUGAGGGGAGAAGAUGAUAGUGUGAGUGAGGAAGAGGAGCAGCAAGAAGAUACGACAACAACCGAGGAAGAAGAAGAGGAGGAGGAGGAGGAAGAUGCGACAACAACUGAGGAGGAGGAGGAGGAGGAAGAUGCGACAACAACUGAGGAGGAGGAGGAGGAGGAGGAACAGACUGAGCGAGAUCCUCCAGAUGAAGAGCGUUCGAGAGAGGAGGAUCUGCAAAGGUUAUUGAGGCAAUUAGAACCAUCUGAAUGCCAAAUGUAUACCAAGGAAUACUCUGGGGGUGAUCGAUUUAUCCCCAAUAGGAGUCUAAUGGACAUACCUCGAGCCAUAACUUUGUUGACAACGAAGGAGGUUAAAAGCAGUGGCAUGCAGAGUGCUUAUAGAAGAAGAAUAGAGGAAGAGAUGAACUUAGAUUCAGAAGGGAAACGGAAAAGGAUUCUCUAUUUCAGAGGCAACACUGAAAAACGUAUACCUAUCCCUUCAGAUGGGAGGAGACGACAACUAGAUCCAUGUCGACCAAAUAGGCCAUUUCCGGAUAUUCCAGAAAACGUGUUCGAAGCACCAGAAUUGGAAGAUUCAAAUAUGAGGAAUCUAUUAGAUUGGGGACGUUCUGGUUUUGUCGCAUAUGCAUUGGGAAAAAAGAUAUUUAUCUUUGAUCCAUUUACAAGAGUAAAACGGCAGCUACGGGAACAGGAGCUACAGUCAGAAGAUGAGGAUGAUAAGUUGGCUAAGUUGAAGUUGGAAGAUGAUGAUGAUAAGUUGGAUGAGUUGAAGCCGGAAGAUGAUGAUGAUAAGUUGGAUGAGUUGAGUGUCCCAACUUGUGUUUCGUGGUCCGAGGGGAGACAAUUGGCUGUAGGAUACGAGGACUGUUGGAUCAAAAUUUGGGAUCUUCAAACUUGCCAAGUGGUUACUCAGCUAAGACGUCAUGAAAAAGAAGUCAAUUGUCUAUGUUGGAAGAAUUCAAAUGAGCUUACUUCUGGGGGUUUUGACAAUGCGAUAUACCACUAUGAUGUGAGAGCACCAAACCACCAUUGGUCCAACAAGAAGGCUGAGGUAAAAGGUAGGGUCCUUGAGCUGAAAUGGUCAAGGGCAAGAAAUCAACUGGCUAUUGGUGAUGACAAAGGGGCUAUCAAUAUAUUAGAUCAUGACCGGUGGCUUGGAUCAUCAUUCGUUUCAACUCUGAAUCCUGAGGCAAACAAAGAGGCACCAAUUAUGAAACUUGCUUGGUCGCCCCAUGACUCUCAUGUAUUGGCCUCAGGUUCUGGGCUGUUCGCGUCAUAUAUUAAGUUUUGGGACACUGAUGCUGGCAGAUGCAUUAAUAGUAUACUGACUGAGGCAGAGGUUUCUGGAUUGGUUUGGAACUGGCGAUGCAGAGAGAUCUUGAGCAGCCUCAGGAUGCCAACAAGUAUAGAGAAAAUGAAUCAGCCAAUGUUGAGUCGUCUCCACUUAUAUAGCUUUCCUACCCUGUCAACAGUUUGGAAGAGCCCAGAUGGUUCGGCAGUGAUCACAGGGGAGUCUGAUGGGAAGCUUCGCCUAUGGCCGAUAUUUGAUAUUCUUCUCAGAGAUGAAAUGUGA
Messenger RNA from Macadamia integrifolia, 1578 nucleotides. Its product is annotated as cell division cycle 20.3, cofactor of APC complex-like. Gene Ontology annotation, cellular component: anaphase-promoting complex. The record is from RefSeq and is a predicted model, not a curated record. Gene Ontology annotation, biological process: positive regulation of ubiquitin protein ligase activity; anaphase-promoting complex-dependent catabolic process; positive regulation of anaphase-promoting complex-dependent catabolic process. Bases 1 to 1578 code for a protein of 525 amino acids. Lineage: Eukaryota; Viridiplantae; Streptophyta; Magnoliopsida; Proteales; Proteaceae. The transcript is spliced from 8 exons. Gene Ontology annotation, molecular function: ubiquitin ligase activator activity; protein binding; anaphase-promoting complex binding.